Messenger RNA from Salvia splendens (bonfire salvia), 894 nucleotides. RefSeq names its product protein EARLY RESPONSIVE TO DEHYDRATION 15. Lineage: Eukaryota; Viridiplantae; Streptophyta; Magnoliopsida; Lamiales; Lamiaceae. The record is from RefSeq and is a predicted model, not a curated record. The transcript has 3 exons. The coding region runs from base 178 to 666 and encodes 162 amino acids.
AACCUGAGGCUUGACUUCCAAACCGCUAGGCUCGGCCGAUAUUUUCUUUACCUAUAUAUAUCUGACGCUUUUCCUGUCUUUGAGCAAGUCAUAGCGCAAUACGUGUUAGCUGAAAAUUUGACGUUGGAUAAGGAUAUUUUUCUCGGAAGGUAAUUUUGAUCUGAAAAACAAGGAACCAUGGCUCUUGUAUCCGGAGGAAGGUCUUCACUGAAUCCCUAUGCCCCGCUGUUCAUCCCGGCGGCGGUGCAGCAAGUGGAGGACUUCUCACCCGAGUGGUGGAACCUCGUCACCACCGCCACCUGGUUCAAGGACUACUGGCUGAACCAGCACCAGGGGGAGGACAUCUUUGGCGAGGAGACUGAUGGCAACGACGUCGUUGGAUUGUUGCCUGAUAACUUUGACCUUGGUAUUGAUGAGGACACCCUAAAUAUGGAAGAACAGUUUGAGGAGUUCCUCCAGUCUGCUGAGGGCCAAAACUACCAUGGAAGUAAGGCUGCCAUAGGAAUCACUGAUAGUGGCUUCAGCAAGAAUUCGACGCUGGUGAAGACUCUGAGCAUGCCGAAGGAGAGAGGCUACUUGUCGCCACGAGAGGUGAUGAAGUGGGAGAAGCCUGCAAAGAUUGUGAGCCCAAGGUGCAGCCCUCGAUUCAUCCAGCAACCUCGUUGAGAUCCAAGGUUGGAUUAGGUUGUUAGCUCUCUACAUAUCUGCAGCAGUGUUUGUUUUUCGUGUAGCUUUUUUUUCUGUAUAGAGCAAGGUUUCGCUCUCUCUUGUACUUAUAGCCUUGUUCAUAUCCUGACGUCCCUUGUUUAGCUUUUACUAAAUUGAAAAUGUAAAAAAAGAAUGAAACAGAUAUUGUAAGAGCUCUACUUAUAUGAAGAAAAGUAAUUCCAAAAA